This is a messenger RNA of Effrenium voratum, 778 nucleotides long. NCBI's taxonomy places the organism in Eukaryota, Dinophyceae, Suessiales, Symbiodiniaceae. The record is from the annotation of a GenBank genome assembly.
CAAGAUGGGUUACUUGCUGUCCUGAGUAGGAGCCAUGUAUUGCGGCUGCCUGCAGGGCUUGUGCCAAUGGGCAGGGCAGAGGGCGGCCCCUGCGCCGUUGUACAUUGAAGGACUUGCAGCGAGCUCUGCGCCAGAUUAUGUGGUGCCACCCAACAUGUGUUGCACAGCACUUGGUGCUGGGGCGCCCAAAGGUCUUUGUCGGCUCACCGUCCAGGGCGACUUGCUGCUCCUAGGCUCAAAGGAAACUGGCAGCGUGCUUUGCGCACGCCUGCUCGCCGCAGCCACCAUCACUGUGCACGGCCAUGACGUGCGCGUUGCCUCCGAGGAAGAGCCACCCCUGAGGCUCCAGGUCUGGUGCAGCGCUGAGGCCUUCCGUUGCGCGCGACAGCUGCGCGACGCCUCGAUCCUUUGGACCAAGCACGAGGGGCUGAAGGGCGACCUCCGGCACUCACUUUCCAAGAGCACCAUGCGUUGCUCCCAGGGUUCGCUGUGCUGUGAGGAGUACGCGCUAGACUCCGACUCCCUGUUCUCGCCUUCAGCUUCAGACUCAGAAGAGGUGGAUGAAGAUGAAAGGUGGUUUGAGAACGAGAACCGGUAUGACUCGGAGGAAGAGGCCUGGCCUUCGCACACUGCCUCCGCACCAGCAUUGCGUCCACCACUGCUGCCAGUGAAGGCGAGCCAUUCGUCCUCUGCGCCUUCCCUUUCACAGGAAGCUGAGGCAGUGUUCGCUUGCACGCCCUCAUGAAUAGGAUUUUGGCCACCCACGCGGUCUCGGGGA